This is a messenger RNA of Fukomys damarensis (Damara mole-rat), 4635 nucleotides long. RefSeq names its product signal transducing adaptor molecule (gene Stam). Lineage: Eukaryota; Metazoa; Chordata; Mammalia; Rodentia; Bathyergidae. Bases 159 to 1814 code for a protein of 551 amino acids. Gene Ontology annotation, molecular function: ubiquitin binding; phosphatidylinositol binding. The record is from RefSeq and is a predicted model, not a curated record. The transcript is spliced from 14 exons. Gene Ontology annotation, cellular component: ESCRT-0 complex. Gene Ontology annotation, biological process: protein transport to vacuole involved in ubiquitin-dependent protein catabolic process via the multivesicular body sorting pathway.
CUUGGUUGCUGGGGGUGGGUGAGACGGGGAGCUGUCGCGGACCAGGUGCGAUUGUCUCUGUUGCUGCUUUUGCCUGAGGAGUGUUCCUUCUUACAUCGCACCCUGACUGCGGCAGUGCCAAGGGGUAGUCCCCGCGGACACCUCCACCGGCAGUGGAGAUGCCUCUCUUUGCCACCAAUCCCUUCGACCAGGAUGUUGAGAAAGCAACCAGCGAGAUGAACACUGCCGAGGACUGGGGCCUCAUCCUGGAUAUUUGCGAUAAGGUCGGCCAAUCCCGCACUGGACCUAAAGAUUGUCUUCGGUCUAUUAUGAGGAGGGUGAACCACAAAGAUCCUCAUGUUGCUAUGCAGGCAUUGACUCUUCUAGGAGCAUGUGUAUCAAACUGUGGCAAAAUUUUUCACUUAGAAGUGUGUUCAAGAGAUUUUGCUAGUGAAGUAAGCAACGUAUUAAAUAAGGGUCAUCCAAAAGUGUGUGAGAAGCUAAAAGCUCUUAUGGUUGAGUGGACAGAUGAAUUUAAGAACGACCCGCAGCUCAGUCUGAUAUCAGCAAUGAUUAAGAACCUGAAAGAGCAAGGAGUCACUUUCCCAGCUAUUGGUUCUCAGGCUGCAGAACAGGCCAAAGCAAGCCCAGCUCUCGUAGCCAAGGAUCCUGGUACUGUGGCUAACAAAAAAGAAGAAGAAGAUUUAGCAAAAGCCAUUGAGUUGUCGCUCAAGGAGCAAAGGCAGCAGACCACUCCCCUGUCCACUCUGUAUCCGAGCACGUCCAACCUUCUAACUGACCACCAACAUGAUGGCCGGAAAGUCCGCGCCAUCUAUGACUUUGAAGCUGCUGAAGAUAAUGAACUCACUUUUAAAGCUGGAGAAAUCAUCACAGUUCUUGAUGACAGUAAACUGUUCCUUUUUGUUCAUCAUAGUGAUCCAAACUGGUGGAAAGGUGAAACCCAUCAGGGCAUCGGGUUAUUUCCCUCUAAUUUUGUGACUGCGGAUCUCACUGCUGAACCAGAAAUGAUUAAAACCGAGAAGAAGACAGUACAGUUCAGUGAUGACGUCCAGGUAGAGACGAUAGAGCCAGAGCCGGAGCCAGCUUUUAUCGAUGAAGAUAAAAUGGACCAGUUGUUACAGAUGUUGCAAAGUACAGAUCCCAGUGAUAAUCAGCCAGAUCUGCCAGAACUUCUUCAUCUUGAAGCAAUGUGUCACCAGAUGGGACCUCUCAUUGAUGAAAAGCUGGAAGACAUUGACAGAAAGCAUUCAGAACUCUCCGAACUUAAUGUCAAAGUCAUGGAGGCGCUUUCAUUGUAUACGAAGUUAAUGAAUGAAGAUCCAAUGUAUUCCAUGUAUGCGAAAUUACAGAAUCAGCAGUAUUACAUGCAGGCGUCUGGCGUGUCUGGUGCUCAGGUCUACCCCGGCCCUCCUCAGAGUGGUGCUUACCUGGUUGCAGGGAGCGCACAGAUGAGCCAUCUGCAGAGCUACAGCCUUCCCCCGGAGCAGCUGUCUUCGCUCAGCCAAGGCGCCGUUCCUCCAUCUGCAUGCCCAGCUCUUCCUAGCCAGCAGAACCCAGCUUCCUACCCCAAUGCCAUGGUUAGUUCUGUUCAAGGGACCACGUAUCCCAGCCAGGCUGCAAUGUACAGUCCUCCUCCUGCUGCUGCUGCUGCCGCCGCCGCCGCCACUGUGGACGUCACAGUCUACCAGAAUGCGGGAACUAGUAUGUCCCAGGUGCCAAACUACACUUUAACGUCAGCCACCCUGCCUCAGCCGGGAGCCAGCCAACAGCCACCUCCACCACAGCAGCCGUAUUCUCAGAAGGCUCUGCUAUAGGACCUACUUUUAUUCUUUGUGGCAAAUACCUGCUAAAUGCCACUGACGCUGUUACGAGAUUCAUUAAUAUCUUAAGAUUUGUUUAUCCUCAGCUUUUAGAAAUCUGUCUUGGUCAACAAAUUCAAAUAUUCAAGAAAGUAGAACUCUCUAAUUUGCACAGACAUUUUAGAGGUUCACUCCUCCCUCUCCCCCAGAGGAAUGAAAAGACUUACAACAUUUAGUUCCGUUCAUAAUAUGAAGAAUUGCUACAAGAUUAUUUGUCUUGUAAAAUUACCUGGUCUGCAAAGAGUCAAACUUACAGAAACUGUUGUGGUAUAUGUUAUGUACAUAUCUGGAUAUAUAACUUCAUUAGUGGCCCUUUGAAUCACAAUGGGAUCAUGUGAACAUAUUUAACACUGUGUUAAAUUAAUUUACUUUGCUCUGUUAUUUUAAUCAUGACAACUACUUUGUUUCCUCAUGUUUUAUGUAAAUUUAAGGUAGUUACGCUAUCCAUUCAAACUGCAAGAAAACAAAGUUGUAGCAUAUUCACAAGACGCAUUGCUGUCCAACCUCCUUUUACUAACUGUAAGCUGAGUUACCUGUAUUACGUCUUUCUGUAGCCUCUACGUCCCACUGGCUGUCAUCACACCAGCGUACAGUAGCUAAAUUUUUGGUGCAGUUGCAGAAAUGAUAAUGUUCCCUUUUAAGCUUACAUUUUGGCAUGAUAUUUCAGAUAUUUUGGGACCAUGAGACAAAAUUAAGUAGGAUCAUGUUCUUUAUAUCUUAUUUUUAAAGAAAUAAUGUCAAUUUCCUUUUUUCUAGUUGCACAUAGUUCAUUAGGUUUCUAAGCUGUAUGCUGUGUUAAUUGGUGGCAGUGACACCAAAGACAGAGGCAAUGGAUAGAAAUUUUUAAACUGGAAUGAAAACAUGAGUCAACACUACAUUUUCAGUCUCUUGUAAUUUUUUAGGGUAGAAACAAAAUUUGAUUCAUCUGUCUUAUCCUACUACUAGUAGUCUUAUAAAUAUGUCUUUAACACAUUGUAUUCUUUAAUUCUUCAUUAAAAUGGAUAUAAGUAGAUCUUUCAAAGUAAUUCAUAUUUCUGGCUUUGCUUAUCAGUUUAUAUAUUUAUUGUUACCUUUCAAACUGGAGUUUUAGGCUACUUUCUCCCCUUUCUCCCCUUUAAAGUUCUGAUGGAAUUACUUUGGCGUGAGUAUUUUUGAAUGAAUGCAUUUCUUUUAAUUCAUACAAAAAAUGUUUUCCACUGACAUUUUAAUCAUAAAUAUUUAUAAUUUCCCUGGUUGUUCUCUACUAUAAUUUUAACACCAUUAUUUUAAAACAUUGAAAAAUUGAGUUGAGUGCCAUUUUUAAUGAGUUGAUUUAACAGGUUUCACACUAAAUGCAAAUUUGAUUUAUAUUUUCUAAGAUUGUAAUCAAGUAGAUUAUGUGACAGAGGACUCCAUCUUUGGCAGAUGAUCUUAACGGUAACAAAUUUCACAGGUUCACAUUUAGAGCACCAUCUUCAAUUUAAGUGGUUUUGCUGAUGUUAUAUUUUCCUGAGCUUAUUGUCCACAAAUACUAACUUUAAAAUUUCUAUUCAAAGUCCAUUCUUUAAGUACUUUUUAAAGUUACAUUGUUGAAGAGAUUAUAAUUUUUUGUUCCAAUUUGCAUAUUGUUUUAAUUGAUUCAUUUUUCCUGAGUCAUAUUGUAUUUUUUGUCAUGAUAAAUUUUUGUUUACAACUGUAUCCUUUUCCCAUUUUAAUUUUGGUAGCCUUCAUAUUAUAAAAUUAAUUAAAUACUUUCUGGUAUGCUUUCAGCCCUAUGAAAGUCAAAAAAUGGUGAAAUGCAAAAAAAGGCCAACAACAACAACAACGCUACCUUUAUUACAAUGCGUAUACAUUUCCCAUCAUCUUUAGAUCACUAGGCUUAUAAAGAGUUAAAACUUAUUAAGCACUUAAAGCUGAUACCAUUUUAGUUUCUGCUUCUCACUAACUAAGGAUGAAAGUGCCAGGUGGAAAAUUUUCAAUGAAAAUUGUAGCACUGGCUUUUCCAUCUUUCAGAUGUCACGGCAGGGAUGGAACUAGGUGGACACUAGUUAGGGUCACAGUGAUUUUCUUUUGAAACCUUUUGUGUUGCACUUUCAAGGAAUCGUUCAUUAAUAGCUGUCCUUAUUUUGAAGGAAUAGAAUUUAUAAAAUGAGCUAACUAUAAUGUAAACUUCUGUGAAGCCAUUUUUAUUUCUCAGUUUAUUUCUUUCAUAAAGUUUGAGGUAUGUUUCCAUAAAGUUGACACUAAAUGGAAAAAAUUCAAUCCAGUUACUAUGUAGCAUAAGUAGCCAACAGACUCCAUGGCUCAUUGGAUAUAGUAAUAUAUGAGUGUCCUAAAACUACUACUAAUGAUGUGUAAUAUAUAGUUAAUAUGAUUUUACAGUCUUUUCUAACUUUGUGGUCUUCCUUCGCUAUUUCCUGUCUCCCCUACUAGAUGAGGGACCUUUUGAUACACCUCAGGAUUCCCUUCAUAUUAAAAUACUUGUGGAACUUUUUUUCCUGUACCUCUAGUUCUUAUACUUAAAAGUCCGUUGUUUUUCAUUUCUGAUAGAUACAGCUUUCCUAUGUGACAUAUUGCGCUUGAACAUCUUUUGUCCAAAGCAUCAGGGUUGUGUGCGAAAAACAUGAAGUCCUAGAUAAUAAAAAUGUAGGUAUAAAAAUUACAGAAAUUAUUUUCUAAGAUGAAGUUGAUUGGUAUUGGUCAAAUCUUCAUCUGUUACACAUUAAGAUCACUAUUUUCUUUUUCUCAUCUAUUUCCUUGUUUUACUUUGCUUGUUUUAUGUACUAAUAAUUAUUCU